Molecule: messenger RNA, 6108 nt
Organism: Pomacea canaliculata
Lineage: Eukaryota; Metazoa; Mollusca; Gastropoda; Architaenioglossa; Ampullariidae
Product: angiopoietin-4-like
Exons: 5
Coding region: 5239-6003 (254 amino acids)
Source: RefSeq, a predicted model, not a curated record
GACGUCGUAAAAUGAAGAGCUUAGUCCACUCAAAGAUAGUAAUUUACUAUAUAUUUACUAUACUUAAUUUAUACUUAUUUAAUUAAUUCAUUAUAAUACUAGUUUACUAUAUUUGGUUCCCUUAAAGUCGUACAGAAUUAAGAGUUACAUUCCCUUGACAUGGCAGACCCUUACCACCGCAAGUAGGAGAAAGGAGAAAAAAAAUCUAACAUUUUAUCACAAAUUUCAUAGUAGACAGUAUGUACUGAAUGUGUAGUUGAGAGACUGAAAAAGUGACGAAAGUGAAAACUUAAAGAGAUAUGAAGGUGUUGAUAAAUUGAUCGGAGAUAUUGUAAAAUGCUGACACUCCCAACCUACGAAGACACCGACGCGAACACACUAAGCUACAAAGGAACAGGAGCCAGAGAUUUAAUUUUAGCCGACGGGCAAGCUGUCACAACUUUCUAAUCAAUUUCUCAACGGUAAACGUCACCAAACUCACCUUGGCCGUCGACACGAAAAGUUCGACACGUCAAGACUCGCUGCGUCGUCUUCCGUCCCUAUGCAGACGAUAUCUGUGAGACCCAGACUAAUUUUUAACAUCGUAUUCUUUUUUACAUUGCUCCAGACUGAAACUGGAUGCAAAGUCUACGUGGAGACAAAUUAUGUUCAGGCCUAGCUAGUAUAUUUUCAGAAAACAACCAAAAAAAGUGUGAUCGAUAAGUUUACCGUUGUUUUUCGCUGUAAUGAAGUGAAAGACGAUACACACGACACGAUGCGGGUAGACGAUGAUAAAGCUCGUGCUAAACAGGAAGAAGGGAACGGUGACAUCCAGAAAAACAAUAUGCUCAAGCCUCGGAUUAACUACUGUGGGAUUUGUGCAUGGCAGUAAAACAAGUUACAUCUUCCUGCCACAUUCGACGACCUUUUCCCUGCAACAACAAACUGCAUCAAGUUUCGUGCGCACACAUUGAUUAGGUGAUCCUUCACUUCAUCUGGACGAAGAGCUCGAUACGAUGGCGACACGUUUUGUACAUGUUCUGAUGUUCAUCUCCAGCGUAGUGUGGGACUAUCCUGUGACAAGAGCCCAGAAGGCGGGCGAGCUGUGCGACCUUAACCUGUGGUAUAUGGACAUGGCGGCAGAAGGCGCUUUCGAAGGCGACCUCCGUCAAGAGCAGCGCGCGGUCAAGGAGCGGAUCGAGGCGCUAAUUGCUCGACACCGCACCCAGCCCAACGGCGGCCGCAUCAGCUGCUCCACCCUCGCCACCUUCGAGAACAUUCUGCUCAACAGCCGCAGUGACAAAACACCACAACGAUCUGGAAACGCCGGCAGCCCUACGCGUGGAAACUGAGAGCAACUCCCGUGACUUCAGAACCCCGCGUGAAUCUGGCAGAAGCUCACAUCAAGCGGACAUUAAAUUGUCUGAGACUAGCAGUAGUCCUCAGGAUUGCAAUCCAGAUGCUCCCGAAAGAGACUGUCUGACAAAAGGUGUGAAUGGACUCGCUGGUGUUGAGCGAGAUACAAUAAGAUUUUCAACAAGCGACAAGAAAAUGGCGCAACGACGCAUGCAGCUCGAUACGACAUACACCGAGGAAGAUGACCGAAGGUCUUCUUUAAAUAACCCGUAUAUCGCAACAUGGAGAAAAGAUCGAGCAACGACUUUAAGAGACGAUAAGGUGAGGGAAGAACGAGAUCCAGGAUCGUCAGCAGGAGAGAAGACGAUAGUGUCUGAACUUGUCGCUUCGGGUGGCGGGUCCAUGCACGAGACUCUCGCCUCUACGCCAGAUGGAGCUAAUGUAGUGGGCUUGGGUAGGGAAACGUCGAUGGAGGUUGAGUUCAAUGGGGGUGAAAGUGUCGACACAGAUGACGCCGCCAUGGACAUGUCACGGCAGUCGUCAUCAGGUAAGGUGGAAAGUCACGUGGGAAAGUCUGGGCUAAAAGGAGCAAUAGGUGCAGAGCACGCAGAUAUCGGCACUACGUCGCUCACAGCGCCGGGAAGGUCGUCUGCAGACGACACGAGCAAAGAAAAGGAGAAGGAAGAGGCGAAAAGUAGUCAGGCAGAAUUCAUUUGCGAACAUAACUGCUCGUCAGCUACAGAAGAAAACAAAGAAGAAACAGCCAAUAAGAUCGUGGCAGAAACGUUUCAAGAGGGAAUGACGCCUACGUCAAGACUUCAGUGGAUGGUAUUCCUCAGGUCUUCUCAUCUCAGGAAUCUUCAUGGACAAGACGAAAGCGACGAGAUAGUGGGUUGCGUCCCUUGUGGACCUGCCAGUACUUUCAACAAUUCAAGUGUUCGGUAUAUGAACGCUUCUUUCAUGCUUUAGAAUUUCCACCCUUUAAAACCACAUCGGUACACAGACGUGUGAACGUCUGGGCAGUGUGUACUUGUCCACGUACGGUUCAGAAUAGAGGCAAACAAAGCAGUGAAAACAGACCAUAUGUUUGUCGGUAUUAUGAGAUUAUGCAAAGUAGUCUCCUUGGACAUUUACCAUACCAGCUUUCUAACUUUACUGUUUUCAAACGUAAACCUGCAUCCACUUUAAGAACAAGACAAAGCGACCUUCCAGGGGUGUGUUCUUCCUUGAGUUUAUUUUUGCCAGUAGCACACCAGUGCCUUGUUAAUGAUCAGGGCGACGAUGUAAAUGAUGUACACAAAGAUCACAAAUUUAUGGACAAUGAAACAAAGUCUCCGAAAAUGGGGGCUAGGGAUAUGAUUUCAGGCGAGGAAGCUAUAACAAACAAUGACAUGCAAUCAUAUGAUAAGACUUUAGAAGAGUUGACGCUGGUGCCAGACGUUGAUGUGUUAUCAAGUGGUACUGUAGCAACAGAUGACACAGAUGUAGUAAGUACCGAGGAGAAUACGCUGAAGUCGGAUAGUAAGGACAUCACUUCAGGUACUAUUGACGUGCCAUAUGAUUCGGUGUCAUCACAUGACACGCAGUCGUCGACUAGUGGUAGAAUUAUUGGUGACACCGAUUCCAGUGAACUGGCCGUGAUGGACAACGAACCGUUUAUUUACCAGGUGCAAACAAACAGCGGCAAUGUCGUCUGUGUUUCAAACAGCUUAUAUGUAUUUGAGAUAUGGCGAGCAAUCAAGCAAAAUGCAGCUUCAAGGUUAGAUAACAACAACGAUGAUAAGAGGAAAACAGAAGAUGAUUCUUCUGACGGAAAUGAGGAUGGACCGAAAAGGACCUCAUUUUCUGAGUUUUCUGACAAAUCGGAUGACGAUGAUGAAUCUAUCAUCACUGAGACAAGAAAGGAAAUUAAGAUGAAAGUUGUCGAAUCACCCGCAGGGUACAGCCAGGAUACCACUUUUGAUAAGAACAAUGAUAAUAGGGUGGACGAUACCGCUUCUGCUAUGGACAACACUCUUAACAAGAAGACUACUGACAGCGAUCGAGAUUUGGUGAAAGGCAACGAUGAAGGUGAGGAGGAGCAAAACAAAUACAAUGGCAGCGUCAGGAUUAAUGACAAGAGAGAGUCAAGCAGUUCCAAGAUACAUUACCUGGAGCAACUGAUCCAUAAGCAGUUUUUAGAGCAGACGUCCAAAAUUCAGUCUUUAGAGUUGAUGAUUAUCAAGCUGGAAAAGCAGAUGCUGACCCAAACCUUGCACGAGCAAAAGGAGCUCACUCGUCUGCUGCAACUUGAGAACCAAAUUUUGCAUCUGGAGAACAAGCUGUUGCAACUCAACCAAAGCCAUGCCCUUCUUCACGAAGAGAACGAGAAGAUGAAAUCCAGACAAAGCCAGUACCUCGCUCUCGAGCACAAGGCUGGCGAGCAGAAUCGUGGGCCCGGUCAUGCUGGGUUGUCAGCUGGUGGUGAUGGAAGCACGCACUUGCAACUGGUCUCGGCGCAACAAACGAAAGUGGCAAGGCUGACCAAGCUGCUAAGGAGCCAGGCAGCCGUAGUGACCGGCUGCAGAGGCAGUAUGACCAGCUGGAGGGGCAGAGCAAAGCGCUGGAUCAACUCGUCACCACCCAGGCCAUCGUCUUGUCUCAACUUACGUUAAAGAUGCAGGAACUGGCCGAAGAGAACUUGAAGAUCCGGAAAGAAAUCCUCGAGAUGGGAUCCAAGUUGGACCCAUCAUUGUCAUCCUCUCGGAUUCUGGAGAAGAUAGAACAUCUUUUGCACAAAGGGCUCUCCAUGAGUAGCGCAGGUCGGUCUCCGAGUCAGCCUGAGAUCUUAGCAUCUCAACAGGUGAUGAAAGCGAGUCAGCCAGGAGUUCAAGGAGCAAGAAAGAAGUGGUCAGAUAUUAUGAUAUUUCUACCUUCCUCCUCCGCCGAGAGUCGACAGAGGAAAUGCGAGGGAAAUAAGUCCUCUAGGCUCUGUCUGUACUACAUCAUAAUCAUAACCCAAUGUCCUCCGUUUAGUGCGGUCACGUGGGGUAUAUGUCCUUACUUAGCGAGAGAGUUUUUCAACGAUAGACCUACAGGAACGCCUCAGGUUGGGAGAGUGACAGACGACGCAUUUCACAGAGUGGCAUCUGACACUGCUAACACCGAUACAAAGAGAGCAUCUGUCGGAGAGAGCAGAACAACCACUGGCACAGACCUUCCCAAAGUCCUUCUGCACGCGAAGUUAGACCACGAAGGAACAACUGGAGGAAAGAAAUCUUUCGGGGGCGUCACUGCAGCGGGUCGAGAGGAAAAGCUCAAGACAGAUAACAGUUUGAUUAACAAAUUGGAGUAUCACACGGCUGGAGAGGACAAAAUGGCAGGAGAGACGCUUGAAAGACUUGACUUACCACCAACUGUUUCUGUCCAAGAUGCUCACAGUCCUGGCAUGGGAGGUCAACCAGACAUUGCUCCAAAAGAAACUACAACACGACGCUUCGCUGACCAGGACAAAGCCCAUGAUGGAGAGGUAGUAGAUGUUGUGGACAUUCCGAAAAUACAACCUCAGACGGUCUUGAAAAUACUGGAAGCAGAUGCCCCAGGAAACCCAACCCGAGUUUCAGACAGCUUUGAAAAGCACGGAAAGGGUCAAAUUCUCCCACGACCUGUGAGGGUACUUGAUGGAGCGGUGCAGGAUGAGGAUAACGCUGAUGGAGCAUCUGUAGACGGUGAUCCACGCAGUCGACAAGCAUCUCAUUCGAUGCGUGACCCGGCCUCGUCAGCUCGUCUGGAAGUAGCUACGGCCGACCAGGAGAGCGUGACGAAAGAGACGGCCAAUCGCGACUCUGCAGCGCCAAGCAAGGCCAGUGAAAGCAAAGCUUCUGGGAAGCAGCCUCAUCGGGGCGGGAGCCGGCAGUGGAACAGAUGAACAAACACGUGGAAAUGAAAGCAGAAGAAAUGGAGAAAAAGCUACGGGCCGCAGAAAGACGGGUGUUGUUGUACCCGUCUGUUGAUAACAGGAAACCUCGAGACUGUUAUGACAUCUUGAUCAAGGCUGGAGGUCAAGCUCGGAACGGUGCCUACAAGGUAUUUGUGACCGGCCUUCACCUGUACGUCACUGUAUACUGCGACAUGAAGAAUGGUGGCUGGACGCUGCUCCUGAAACGAGAGGAUGGGUCAGUAGACUUCUACAGGGACUGGAAGGACUAUAAGGAGGGCUUUGGAGGUCCAUUCGGUGAACAUUACUUGGGAAACGAGGUGGUGCACCAUCUCACUAACCAGGGCUACUACAGUCUGCAGGUGGAUCUCAAGGCCUGGGACGGUGAGACAAGAACGGCUCACUACCGUCAUUUAUGGCUAGACAGUGAAGAGCAAGGGUUCCGGCUGCACGUGUUGGGCUAUUCCGGUACCGCCGGCGACGGCCUAGGCAAGCACGACGGCAUGAAGUUCAGCACCAGGGACAUCGACAACGACCUGACUGGUCAAGGAGAUGGGGGGCAGCUGCGCGCGCCGCUUCCAGGGAGCGGGGUGGUACUACAAGUGCUACGCCUCCAACCUCAUGGGGCUGCACUACGUAGACGGGCUGUGCCAGAAAAAAGGUUCGACGGCGUGGCCUGGAAACCCUGGAGGGGGCCCAGCUACUCGCUGAAGGAAGUGGUGAUGAAGAUCAGACCCAUCACCGCGCCUUGAUGACACAGGAGGAAGUGGGCAGAGACCCGGAUGCAGAAUCGUUUUUGCUGGAUGCCAUCGCCUACGUUACUACUAUUUUAAAGCGUCUUAGUGUUACAGAGUCGC